Aspergillus nidulans FGSC A4 is the source of this 6261-nucleotide messenger RNA. It is a transcript of the gene sidD, whose product is annotated as nonribosomal peptide synthase SidD. NCBI's taxonomy places the organism in Eukaryota, Fungi, Ascomycota, Eurotiomycetes, Eurotiales, Aspergillaceae. Gene Ontology annotation, molecular function: catalytic activity; phosphopantetheine binding. The transcript has 3 exons. Gene Ontology annotation, biological process: secondary metabolite biosynthetic process; lipid biosynthetic process. The record is from RefSeq and is a predicted model, not a curated record. The coding region runs from base 1 to 6261 and encodes 2086 amino acids.
AUGGGGUCCAUACAGGUCGAGGACUUCCUUGGCCAAGGCCAACCGACUGGAGACAGCCCCAAGUCCUUCGAGAUUGCUGACCUGGGAGCUGAUAACACAUCUGCGACCGGAUUGAAGGAAGACAUCAUACUCGUGUCUUGGUUUAUCGCGCUCUUGCGGACGAGGGAAAGCAGCCAAGUCAGCUAUGAGUGGGCGUAUGGAGGCGGGGAUAGUCCAAAACGGCUGGCGAUGGAGGAAUUGAAGAUUGGACUCCAGAGCAGUGUUGAAGAGGCCGCCGGUGCGGUUUCUGACUAUAUUGCGACUGUUGCGACUGCCGUGGCAGACACAUCUGGCUCGACUUCUCUCAUUUUGAGUAACGAGUCUCUGUCGCAGACGGCUGAGGCGAAAGAUGAGGGUGUGCUUCAUCUGAAACUCGGCUUCGAGAAUGGGCGCCUUGAGAUCCGCCCAACAUGGCAUACCGAGAAUAUGCUACCGUACACAGUAUCCCGAUAUAUUAACACAUUCGUCGAUGUGGUUAAACUAUGCAUUGCGACGCCAAGUGCGCUGAUUCAGGACUUUUAUCUGCGACCGACGGACUUCGAUCUAGACAGUAUCUGGAGCUGGAACCACGUUCUACCUCCAUCGUACAAGUUCUGCAUGCACGAAAUGGUAUCAGAGCAAGCUCGCAGGUUCCCCGAAAAAGAGGCGAUCUGCUCCUGGGACGGCAGUUUGACAUAUGGCCAAGUUGACCUGUAUUCCUCUUUCGUGGCGGCCUCGUUGAAAGACUUGGGCGUGAGGGUUCAUGAUGUCCUCCCUGCAUGUUUUGAGAAGUCGAGGUGGACAAUUGUCGCGGUUCUUGGGAUCAUGAAAUCAGGAGCAACGUUUGUGCUUAUGGACCCGACCCUUCCGCUUGCGCGGCUUCAAAAUAUCGCGCAGCAGGUGGGCGCAAAGAUGAUGUUGUCAUCCAGCAAGCAGCACGAUCUGGCUACGAUGAUUAUGCCGGAUAGCAACCCUUUUGUUGUUGGGGAAGAGACAUUUGCCGACGCUUCUAAGCUGCAGAGUAUUCCGGAAUUGGCACCAGUGCCUUCAUCCGCCCUGAUGUAUAUGAUCUUUACAUCCGGUAGUACGGGGACUCCUAAAGGAGUCAAACUCUCUCACGAAACGUAUACAAGCAGCGCUAUCCCUCGAGCUAGAGAGGUCGGUUACACGGAGAACUCGAGGGUCCUUGAUUUCGCGUCCUACGCUUUCGACGUCAGUAUCGACAGCAUGCUUCUCACCCUUGGAAACGGCGGGUGUCUCUGCAUCCCCUCUGACGAGGACCGGAUGAAUGACAUUAACGGUGUGAUCCGCAACAUGCGAGUUAACUAUGCGGGUCUUACCCCCUCGGUCGCACGUAUUUUAGAUACAGACGUAAUCUCGUCACUUGAGGGUCUUGGUCUUGGAGGCGAGGCUGUUUCGGCAAGAGACUGCACGGUCUGGGGUAAACUCGCAAGAAUUAUCAUCGGAUACGGACCUUGCGAGUGCACGAUUGGAUGUACAGUGAACGGCAACGCUGCAACUGGCAGGGAUUAUAUUUCCAUUGGCAAGGGCAAUGGAGCAGCUAUGUGGAUUACGGACCCUAACGACCAUGAACUGCUGGUGCCAGUCGGUGCUGUAGGUGAACUGCUUGUUGAAGGGCCAAUCGUCGGGCAGGGCUACCUUAACGAUCCUGAGAAGACCGCGGCCGCAUUCAUCGAGGAUCCAUCAUGGCUUGUUGCAGGCCACAAAGGCUACAGUGGCCGCCGGGGGCGUCUCUACAAGACUGGAGACCUUGGGAAAUAUGACCCCGACGGCUCCGGGGGCAUUGUAUUUGUUGGGCGAAAGGACACUCAGGUAAAACUACGUGGGCAGCGUGUUGAGCUCGGUGAGAUUGAGAGUCAACUCAGAGCCAGGCUCCCUUCAGAACUCAGCAUCAUCGCCGAAGUCAUUGUUUCUCACGGCCAACCGACCCUGGUUGCAUUUGUAUCGGUUCAGUCCACGAAAAAACAGGACAGUGUCGAACUGCAAUCUAUUGAGCUCUCCGAGGAGUUACGCCAAACCAUAUCCGAGGCCGACAAGGACGUGGCGACCGUCUUGCCGCGAUACAUGGUCCCAACUGCUUACAUUCCGGUCAACUAUAUGCCAGUCUUGAUCUCAGGGAAAACCGACCGGAAGCGAUUACGAGAGCUUGGAGCCAAGAUUGACUUAAGCCAGUUGGACCAACACUCGAGCAGCUACAACCGCAGCGGGGAGCUAAGUGAGCUUGAGCAACGUCUGCGCCAGGCAUGGGCCGAGACCCUGAAACGCGAACCGGAGUCCAUUCGGCUAGAAGACAACUUCUUUGCGCUGGGUGGUGACUCGGUAAUGGCGAUGAAGCUCGUGACUAUCUCUCGAACUCACGGCCUUGAGCUCACCGUCGGCAACACUUUCAACACUCCUGUGCUAUCAGAGAUGGCAGCUGUUGUCAAGGUGUGUGAUUCGCAAACACGGACAGAAACGCGGCCAUUCUCGUUGAUAGCCCAGAGUCCCGAGAGCGCUAUUCUCGAGGCGGCGCAAGCGUGUGGAACGGAGCCGGAAGCGAUCGAGGAUAUCUAUCCCUGUACACCAACGCAAGAAUCCUUGUUCACCUUCUCACUCAAAGCAGUUGUGGCGUACGUUGCCCAGCGAGUUGCAACGAUUCCAUCGCAUAUUGACAUCGACUCGUGGAAGAAGGCCUGGGAAGACGUUGUCGCAGCUAACCCUAUCUUGCGUACUCGUGUAGCUCAGAUUUCCGAGCGCGGUCUUCAACAAGUUGUGCUUAAGGAGAAAAUCUCCUGGGGGCAUGCAACCGAUCUGGAGCAAUACCUCGAAAACGACAAAGCCGAGAAAAUGGAACUUGGCCAAAACCUGGCCCGGUACGCCAUUAUCGAAUCACACGGCAAGCAGUACAUGGUCUGGACAAUCCAUCACGUAGUCUAUGACGGAUGGUCAGAGCCGAUAGUCCUCCAGCAAGUCAGCAAGGCUCUACAGAAGCAACCUAUUGAGAUCCAAUCCCAAAUGAGGGAGUUUGUCAAGUACGUGCGUGACACGGACGAAACGGCAAUGGAAGAAUUCUGGAGACGCGAGCUGAGGGGUGCUGUUGGUCCCCAAUUUCCUCGUCUGCCGUCUCGAGACUUCCUUCCUACACCCAACGGCAUGGUUGAACGCCACAUCAAUCUAGAGAUCGGUGCUGGCUCAACUUUCACUAUUGCGACGCUGAUCCGGGGCGCUUGGGCACUAGUGGCAUCACAGUACACUGGGAGUGACGAUGUCGUAUUUGGUGAAACGCUUAUGGGUCGUGAUAUUUCUUUACCUGGUGUUGAGGGUAUUAUCGGUCCGCUAAUCGCAACCGUACCUGUUCGCGUACAUGUCCACCGAACAAGCUCUGUCGAGGCUUAUCUCCAGAGUGUCCAAAAGGCCAUGUUGUCCCGCACACCUUACCAGCACAUGGGUAUGCAGAACAUUAGAAAAGUCAGCCAAGAUGCUCAGCAUGCCUGCGAAACUGGUACUGGCUUGGUCAUCCAACCAGACCCCGAGUACGUGGGUGGUGAGCUAGGGUUCGAAGUGGGCGAUGUCGUCCGCGAAGCACUACAUUUCAACCCAUACCCGGUCAUGCUGGGCUGUGGAAUCCAGAAGGGUGGCUUCAGGAUUUGCGCAAGCUUUGAUGUCUCUUUGGUCGAAGUCAGGCAGAUGGAACGUAUCCUUGCGCAGGUUGAGACUGCGUGCUUGGAGUUGCUGAAGAAUUCCUCCAGGAGAGUCGGCGAUAUCUCCUGCGUGCCCGAGGCGGAGUUGAACCACAUAUGGAAAUGGAACCAAUUGCCUCCGCUAUCUGUGGACGAGGCAACCGGCAAGCUCCGCGCAGAUGCAGCGGUCAAGCCAGGAUCACCGUACCCCCGCAUCGCCGUACCGUGGGUAUGUGACCCGCGAAACCCUUCUCGACUGUCUCCCAUUGGCUGUGUGGGCGAGCUCUGGAUAGAAGGUGCUGUGCUCGCAGCCGAGACUGUUGAAUCCCCUGCCUGGUUGGUAUCUGGAAGCUCUACUUAUCCUGGCCGCACGGGAAGAGUGCAGUCGACAGGCGACAUGGUGCAAUUAAGAGAGGAUGGCAGUCUGAUCUUUGUUGGUCGGAAAGAGAAUGUUGUAGGGGUUCAGGGACACGCAGUUGAUAUCGCGGAUCUUGAGGCCCAUCUCAAGAAACAUCUCCCGCCGACGAUUCUCGCCGCUGCUGCCGUAUCCCAGGCACCAUCUGAGGAACCUGAGCUUGUUGUUCUUGUAGAGCAGCCUUCCGAGGAAGCCAGCGUCAACCUCCUUUCAAAGCAGCAUGUCAUAACCCCCAGUGCGUCUACCUCGCAGAAUUCGCCGGUCAUUAGUGCCGCCAUCUCCGUCAACCUAGCCUUAGCUUUAAAGAAGCUCGACAAAUUCAUCCGCGACAAUUUGCCCGCAUACAUGGUCCCGUCAACCUACGUUGUUAUUAACAAGAUCCCCACAAGUACAAAGACAGGCCAGAUCGACCACGGCCUCCUCAACGAGCUCUCUUCAGCCAUUCCCCGCCAAAUAAUUUCCCAGCUCCGUGUAGGCUUUGAGUCCGCCUGGAAGAAUCUCAACCAGAAAACCGACCUAACAGCUAACGAAAGUAUUCUACGGGCUGCGUGGUCCGCCAUUUUGAAAAUCGAGGGCGAGCGCAUCGACAUUGAUGAUAACUUCUUCCGCCUAGGAGGUGACUCCGUUCUGGCAAUGAAGCUUGUUUCAAGCCUUCGUGAACAGGGACAUACUUUAACAGUCGCGGACGUUUUCCAGCAUAUGCGCCUUGGCGAUGCUGCUAAGCGGUUGAAGGUGGGCCAAGGGCCAAAGUCGAAGAAGAUGCAAGCGCAGACAUACAUGCCUUUCUCGACUCUGCCUGCCAUCCAAGACCUGGAGCGCUUCUUGUCUGGGAAUGUUCGUCCGAAAAUGUUAGAUCCGACUUGGGCUAUUCAGGAUAUUUGCCCCGUCACAGAUUCGCAGGCUCUCGAUAUCAAAGGAACAGUCGACGCACCGCGCACUUCAAUACAGUAUACCAUGCUCAUCUUUGACAGCGGAAUAGAUAGUGAGAGAUUGCUCCGCGCUUGCAAUGACUUGGUCAGAACUCACGAUAUCUUACGCACCAUUUUCAUCGAACAAGAGUCCUCUUUCCUCCAGGUUAUCCUGCAAACCCUCGAAGCGCCUAUCACCAGGCAUCAAACAGAAAAGAAAGAUCUCAAACGAUACAUCACAAACCUCUGCGCAGCUGACAUUGAGACACCUCUUAAUUUGGGCGCCCCCUUCCUCAGCUUUUUCCACAUCCAAGGCGCCGCUGGGUCUCACGCCCUGGUCCUCCGCCUCUCCCAUGCCCAAUACGACGGUGUUUCCCUCCCGCGUCUUCUCCGCGACCUCGAAACCCUUUACUCUGGGCGCCCAAUUUCCCUAUCUACAAUCCAGCCCUUCCCUUCCUAUGUUUCCCAGAUUAUGGGUAACAAGUCCGCCGAAUCGAAGGCAAUUGCCUACUGGCGAAACCUACUCCAAGAUUCCACACUCUCCGUUCUUCAGGGCAAAUCAACUGACAAAGCCGAAAAAGGUAUCUUCCUCUCCAGCCCAGCAAACACCACAGCACAGCCGUUCGAAUCUCUUGGAUACACAACAGCAACUCUCCUCACAGCAGCUUGGGCCGUCCUUCUCUCCCGCACUAUUAAGCAAAAGGACGUAACCUUCGGCGGCAUAACCUCCGGCCGAAUCCUCGACGCUGAGAACAUUCUCUUGGACAACCCAGAGGAGAUAGUGGGGCCAACGUACCAGUUCACGCCUAUUCGUGUUCCCUUCGGUGCUCGCGAGUCAUGGACGCCAACCUCUCUGUGCCACUUCAUUCAAUCCCAGAGUGCGGAAUCGGCCGCGUACGACUUUUUGGGAUUCCGUCGCAUUGCAGAGCACUGUACAUCCUGGUUGUCGUCAUCCACUGGAGGAUUGUUCUUUGACUCUCUAGUUCAUCACCAAGACCAUGAGGACUUCGACACUAUGCCGUUUGCUGGCUGUGAAUGUGAAGUCGACAUUGUGAAUCCGCAUGGUGACUCUCCUGAUCCGGUCAAGGUUGUUUCGCUCGUAAAGGAUCAGAAGUUGCAUUUUGGAAUCGUGGGACGUGAAUCAGAUAGGGAGUUUGUCGAGAGCACGUUAGCUGAGUUGGUCGGUGUGGUGGAGGAAUUGGUUGCUGAGCCUGAAGGGCUCAUUAGACUGGAUGGUUGA